Messenger RNA from Priceomyces carsonii, 2478 nucleotides. It is a transcript of the gene CDC48, whose product is annotated as AAA family ATPase. The record is from RefSeq and is a predicted model, not a curated record. Lineage: Eukaryota; Fungi; Ascomycota; Pichiomycetes; Serinales; Debaryomycetaceae. Gene Ontology annotation, cellular component: VCP-NPL4-UFD1 AAA ATPase complex; nucleus; cytosol. The coding region runs from base 1 to 2478 and encodes 825 amino acids. Gene Ontology annotation, molecular function: polyubiquitin modification-dependent protein binding; ATP binding; ATP hydrolysis activity. Gene Ontology annotation, biological process: retrograde protein transport, ER to cytosol; mitotic spindle disassembly; autophagosome maturation. The transcript has a single exon.
AUGGCAGCAGAUAAGAAACCAUUGAUGGAUGCAUCUGGUGCUCAAUCGGCCGAGGAUAAGACAGCAACCGCCAUUUUAAGAAGAAAGAAGAAGGAUAAUGCUUUGAUCGUAGAUGAUGCGGUUAAUGAUGACAAUUCUGUGAUCACUAUGUCUUCUAACACUAUGGAAUUAUUACAGUUAUUCCGCGGUGACACUGUGUUAGUUAAGGGUAAGAAGAGAAAAGACACUGUUUUAAUCGUAUUAGCAGACGAUGACAUGGAAGAUGGUGUUGCUAGAAUCAAUAGAUGUGUCCGUAAUAACUUGAGAGUUAGGUUGGGAGACAUUGUAACCGUACACCCUUGUCCAGAUAUCAAAUAUGCUAACAGAAUUUCUGUUUUACCAAUUGCUGAUACAGUUGAGGGUAUAACUGGUUCUUUGUUUGAUGUUUAUUUAAAGCCAUAUUUUGUGGAGGCCUACAGACCUGUUAGGAAAGGAGACUUAUUCACUGUCAGAGGUGGUAUGAGGCAAGUUGAGUUUAAGGUCGUUGAGGUAGAUCCAGAGGAUAUAGCAAUUGUUGCCCAAGACACAAUUAUUCACUGUGAGGGUGAACCAAUUAAUCGUGAAGAUGAAGAAAAUAAUUUAAACGAAGUAGGUUAUGAUGACAUCGGUGGCUGUAAGAAGCAAAUGGCACAAAUUAGAGAAUUAGUUGAGUUGCCACUCAGGCACCCCCAAUUAUUCAAAUCUAUCGGUAUUAAGCCUCCAAAGGGUAUAUUGAUGUAUGGUCCACCUGGUACAGGUAAGACCGUUAUGGCAAGAGCUGUCGCUAACGAAACUGGGGCCUUUUUCUUUUUGAUCAAUGGUCCGGAAAUCAUGUCUAAGAUGGCGGGUGAAUCUGAAUCUAAUUUAAGGAAGGCAUUUGAGGAAGCUGAGAAAAAUGCACCUUCCAUUAUUUUUAUUGACGAAAUUGAUUCAAUCGCUCCUAAGAGAGACAAGACGAAUGGUGAGGUGGAAAGAAGAGUUGUUUCUCAGUUGUUGACUUUAAUGGAUGGAAUGAAGGCUAGAUCAAAUACAGUUGUUAUCGCUGCUACAAAUAGACCAAAUUCCAUUGAUCCAGCUUUGAGAAGGUUCGGAAGAUUUGAUAGAGAAGUCGAUAUUGGCGUUCCAGAUGCAGCCGGUCGUUUAGAAAUCUUAAGAAUCCACACUAAGAAUAUGAAGUUAGCUGAUGACGUCGAUUUAGAGGCAAUUGCUUCCGAAACCCAUGGGUUCGUUGGUGCUGAUAUUGCUUCUUUGUGUUCUGAAGCAGCAAUGCAACAGAUCAGGGAGAAGAUGGAUCUCAUCGAUCUUGAAGAAGAAACUAUUGAUGCAGAAGUUUUGGACUCGUUAGGUGUCACCAUGGAUAACUUUAGAUUUGCAUUAGGUAAUUCUAAUCCAUCCGCAUUACGUGAGACAGUCGUUGAAAAUGUCAAUGUCACCUGGGAUGAUAUUGGAGGCUUAGACACCAUUAAGAACGAAUUGAAAGAGACUGUCGAGUAUCCUGUAUUACACCCGGAUCAAUACCAAAAGUUUGGAUUGGCUCCUUCCAAAGGUGUUUUAUUCUUUGGUCCACCAGGUACUGGUAAGACAUUACUAGCAAAGGCUGUCGCAACGGAAGUGUCUGCAAAUUUCAUCUCAGUUAAGGGUCCUGAAUUGUUAAGUAUGUGGUAUGGUGAGUCCGAAUCCAACAUCCGUGAUAUAUUUGACAAGGCUAGAGCAGCUGCGCCAACGGUCGUCUUUUUAGAUGAGUUGGACUCUAUCGCCAAGGCUAGAGGUGGCUCUCAUGGUGACGCUGGUGGUGCAUCUGAUAGAGUCGUAAAUCAAUUAUUGACUGAAAUGGAUGGUAUGAACGCUAAGAAGAACGUAUUUGUUAUUGGUGCCACUAACAGACCUGACCAGAUAGAUCCAGCCUUGCUUAGACCCGGCCGUUUGGAUCAAUUAAUAUACGUUCCAUUGCCAGAUGAAACUGCAAGAUUGUCAAUCUUACAAGCUCAAUUAAGGAGCACACCGUUGGAGCCUGGCUUGGACUUAUUGGAAAUCGCUAAGAUCACUAACGGCUUCUCUGGUGCAGAUUUGUCUUACAUCGUACAAAGAUCAGCCAAAUUUGCUAUCAAAGAUUCUAUUGAGGCACAAGUGAGAUCUCAAAAGGAGAAGGAAGCGAAGACAGAAGAUGUUGACAUGGUUAAGAAUGAAGGUGGAGAAGAAGAAGAGGAAGAAGACCCAGUUCCAUAUAUCACCAGAGCUCACUUUGAAGAAGCCAUGAAAACGGCGAAGCGCUCUGUUUCAGAUGCAGAAUUACGUCGUUACGAGGCUUACGCUCAGCAAUUACUAGCUUCUAGAGGUCAAUUUUCUAACUUCAGAUUCUCUGAAAAUCCAAGUGAUGGUUCUGCACCUGCUGGAUCUAACAACGAAUCAUCUGGAGCUGCAUUUGGAAACGAUGAAGAGGAUGACGAUCUAUACAGUUAA